Molecule: messenger RNA, 3021 nt
Organism: Colletes gigas
Lineage: Eukaryota; Metazoa; Arthropoda; Insecta; Hymenoptera; Colletidae
Gene: oxt
Product: xylosyltransferase oxt
Exons: 7
Coding region: 51-2795 (914 amino acids)
Biological process (GO): chondroitin sulfate proteoglycan biosynthetic process; heparan sulfate proteoglycan biosynthetic process
Cellular component (GO): membrane
Molecular function (GO): protein xylosyltransferase activity
Source: RefSeq, a predicted model, not a curated record
UAAACAAACUUCAAAGAAUACAGUUCGUAUAACGAAUUAAAAUAGGAGAGAUGGUUAUAACAAAGAAUAAUUCAAUAAAUCGAUCGUCUAGUUGUUUACGAAAGUAUCGAAUACUUUUUGUAUUUGGUAUCACUGUGCUAUGUGUACAAAUUUAUUUAGCUCAUAUGUUUUUUGGCUUGGAAAUUCGGAAUCGAAAAUCUAGUCGAUUGUCUUCUGAAGAAGAUGAUUUGUCCCAGCCAGAAGAUGACGAAGGUUUACCAAAGGGCUUGCGUCAAUUAAAGCUUCCACCUGAUAAACAAACUAAUACAAAUAAGGUUUCACAAUAUCAGCGAAACCACACUACUAGAGUAAAAUUAGAUCGUAAAUCAUUAAACUUUAUACCAUCGUGUGAAUUCAAUGGCAAAGAAGCAGUGAGUGCUGUAACACGUGCAAAAAGUCAGGCAUGCAAACAACACAUUGCCAAUGUGACGUGCCUUAACCAACAAGGAUUAUUAUACCCGGAUAGGAUACAGUCUCUGUGCCCUAAUUCUCUAGGAUUUGCAGAUAGACCUGUCAGUUUAGGAUGCUUCAAAGAUGAUAAAACGUUAAGAAUACUUUCCGGUUAUUAUCAUGUUUUUAAAGGGAACAAUUCUCCGGAACGCUGUGCUUUUCUAUGUCUUCAAUCAGGAUAUUCGUACGCUGGUACAGAGUACUCUAUCGAAUGCUUCUGUGGAAUGGAGAAACCAUCUCAGCUAAAGCGAUUACCAGAUUCUAGUUGUAACAUGAAGUGCUCUGGUAAUCCAAAAUAUUCUUGCGGUGGAUAUUUGACCAUUAACGUGUUUUGGACUGGAAUUCAGAAAUUCAAAGCACAAGAAGCUCGAAACACAAGUACAGAAGAUGUAAACGAGAAACCUGUUCAAAUAGCUUAUUUAUUAACGGUGAAUGGCAGAGCCAGUCGGCAAGUUAAACGACUUAUCAGUGUUCUUUAUCACCCUACGCAUUUCUUUUAUAUUCAUGUCGACGCGCGACAAGAUUAUCUCUACAGAGAAAUGUUAAAAGUGGAAAAGUCUUGUAAAACAAAUAAUAUUAAAGUAGCGAGGGGUGAUGGUUUACGGCAUGCAAGUAUUUGGGGAGGCGCGAGUCUUUUAACAACUUUCUUAAAGUCUGCACAACAAAUGCUCGGUCAUCAUCAUCAUUGGGAUUUUCUUGUCAAUUUAUCAGAAUCUGAUUUUCCUAUAAAAAAUAACAUGCAAUUAGUUCAGUUUCUAAGUUUAAAUAAAGGUAUGAAUUUUGUAAAAUCUCACGGAAGAGAAGUUCAACGGUUUAUCACUAAACAAGGACUAGAUAAAACUUUCGUAGAAUGCGAGACUCGUAUGUGGAGAACAGGUGACCGGAAACUACCAAAUGGUAUUCAGAUAGACGGUGGCAGUGACUGGGUAGCCUUAAGCAGACAAUUUGUAGAAUACGUUGCUGGUUCAAAUCCAGACGCAUUAGUGACUGAUCUUUUAAAAAUAUUUAAAUAUACCUUAUUGCCUGCCGAGUCCUUUUUUCAUACAGUUUUACGUAAUUCAAGAUUUUGCAAUACUUACAUAGACAACAAUUUACAUGUUACUAAUUGGAAAAGGAAGUUGGGUUGUAAAUGUCAGUAUAAAGCUGUGGUUGAUUGGUGUGGCUGCAGUCCAAACGACUUCAAACUCGAAGAUUUCAGUCGAAUACGAAAUACAGUAGAUCGUAACUUAUUUUUUGCUCGAAAGUUCGAACCUAUCAUCGAUCAAAGAAUUAUAGACAGGGUGGAAGAGUGGCUGUACCCUGAGAAAAUAAAUGUAACUAUUGCAGCAAAAGGUUACGACGCAUAUUGGCAAAGUUUAUAUCAUGCAUCGGAUUUGAGUCCUCUGACAAAUGAUGCGCAACUAACUAUUUCCAAUUCGUUAGCAAGACUGGGGUUCCGUAAACUGAAGACAAACUAUAAGAACAUUUAUCUGUUAGAAACAACCGCUUAUUUCAGAGAAAAUCAAUUUAUCGGGAUAUUAAUUCUUGCAGAAGCUAUAAUACAACAACCAUUCAUUCAACAAGAACAUAAGGAACGAAUAGAAGUUUUAGUUUAUUUGAGGCAUAAUUUUUCUACUAGUAGAGAAUGGUUAGGAAAAAUACAAACUUUAUCUAUUAAUACUGACUACGAUCAGAAGGAGAAAACGUUUAGAAAUUUAAUAGGAAGUAUAGGACCAUAUUCGUACCCAGUUUUAUCGUAUGAAUUUGAUACCGGAAUCACAACGCCGCAAAAUCUAUCGAUACUAUGGGUGGAUCCGUAUGGUCGUUUAGCAGAUGUUAAUUACGUACAACUUGAAGAAAUGAAAUUAACAGGGUAUGUUAAACCACAGUUCAAUGAACAUCUGAUCGUGGGUACUUGGCAUUUGUCCUUAAUUGCUGACUCCCAGCUAGUAGCAAAAAUAAAUUUUUUGGUCACUCCUUUAGGAUACUGGAAAAAUAAAAGAAUUAGUAUAGAAAAAGCAAAAAGAGUAAAUAAUGCAUCUGGUGAUAGUUAUGAUGUUACCGAAGAAAUGAAUAAAAAGUGGUCAUAUUUAUUAAGUUCCAUAAAUGUUCAUGAACGGACUGCGUACGUUACAGGUGAUGAAAAUAAAGUCAAUUCUAAUUUGGAUCAAUGGAUAGACAAGUUAGUGCAAGAACAUUAUGAAAUUGACAGAAUAUGUAACGCAAAUGAUGACGUUGAUACUAAACUAAAAUUACAGAAGUGUAUAGAUACACAUUGGAGCUCUUUGAGCCCAGAUUCAAAGGCUGAUAUCAGUAACUUAUGUUAAAAGUAUUGAUUAGUUUAUUAAUAUGUGCCAUUCUCAACACUUUUGAACUUUAAGCUGAAACUUAUUAAAUACGCGUAAAAGUUUAAUAAUCUUUUUAAAUAUUUUUAUAUCAACUACAUACUAUGUACAUUCAUAAGACUAUUUUAAAAGUACAAUAUAUCUUCGAAAUUUAAAAAAAAAAUCUUAAGCUACAAGGAAGAUAAUUGUUCACGGUUUCCUUUGCAUG